CCCAACAUUUCCAAACCCUCGUUUCCAAAACCCCAGCGACCGAUUCCCCGCAGCAGCAGGAGGAGGAAACCCCACCCCCACGUCUCCUGCCGCCAUGGACGCCACCCCCGUCGCCACCCGCCUCCGCCGCUCCAUCCCCGACCACGACGCCUACACCGUCCGCGUCCUCGACCGCCGCGUCGCCGCCCUCGCCACCGCCCACCCGGGCGACGCGCGCCGCUGGAUCUGCAAGACCCGCUGGCUCCACUACCCGCUCCUCCGCUCCGCCCGCCUCGUCGUCGGCCUCGGCGUCCAGUGGACCCCCGUCCGCGCCCGCGCCCGCGCCGACACGCCGCCGCCGGCCACCCUGCAGCUCUGCGUCGGCCACCGCUGCCUCGUCUUCCACCUCGCCCAGGUCCACCCCGACGACGUGCCCGCCGCGCUCCACCGCUUCCUCGCCGACCCGCGCGUCGUCUUCGUCGGGUACGGCUCCGCAUACGACCGCCGGAUGCUGCGGGACCACUACGGCCUGCACGUCGAGUGCGGACGCGACCUGCGCGCGCUCACCGGGAUGGGGAACGCCUCCGUCGACCUCAUGUCGCGGCGCUUCCUCGGAUACCACGGGAUCACCAAGCCCGUCAGCGUCGCCAUGAGCGCGUGGCACGCGCCUAGGCUCUCCGUCGAGCAGGUGGAGUACGCCUGCGUCGACGCCUACACCGCCUUCCGCCUCGGCCUCCUCCUCUGCCCCGCCGCCCCUGGGCCUCCCCGCGCGCCUCCCGUGAACGUCCACGCGCAUCCUCGCGCCCCCGCGACCCAGCUACACCGCGCACCGCCACGCGCGCCUCCACCUGCCCGGGAGAUCGUCCACGCCGCGCGCCUCGUCGCUCGCGGCCCCGUGCCCCAGCCCCACCGCGCGCCGGGUCCUGCUCGGGUGCUCCCCCGCGCACCGCCUCCCGCUCCACGCGCUUCGGUGAGCGUCCCCGUGCUCGACCUCCACCGCGCGCCGGGUCCUGCUGUGGUGUUCCCCCGCGCAUCGCCUCCCGCACCACGCGCUCAUGUGCGCCCCUGCACGCCGCCUCCCGCUCCACGCGCUCCCGAGCCACACCAUGCGGGCGGGAGCAGCAGCAAGAUCUCGGACACGGACACGGACCGCGGCGGCCUCAGCUUGGUCCGCUCCAACUACGCUUCCCCAGGCUUCACAGCUGGUCCACUGGACACGGAGAUCACGGAACGCGCCGGCCUCAGUUUGGUACGUUCCAACUACGUUUCCGACGACGACGGCGACCUCUCUUCCGACGACUUCGAGCUGCUGGUUCUGGGACGUGAAGCUGUCACCGACGACGACGAGGAAGAGGAAGAGGAUGUCUACGACUACGUCGCCAGUACAGGACUUCUCAGCGAUGGCGACUACGUCAUCGGGCCCGGAGAUCACAGCGGCGAUGACGAGGAGGGUGCCUACGUCGUCGGGGAGCAGGGCUACGCCUACAAGGAGUACGCUGGGAUUGGAAUUCUCACCGUCGAGGACGACGACAUCGAGGAAGGCGAGUACAUCGGCAUUCUCACCGUCGAGGACGACAUCGAGGAAGGCGAGUACACCGGCAUUCUCACCGUCGAGAACGAGGCCGCGGCUUGCGACAACCAAGUGUUCGUCACCAACGGACCCGCCACGGUUGCUUUCGAGGAGGAAGACAGCCUGCAGCUCGACGGUCACCAUGCACCGCCGGAGCACUUGGGAGAGGCGGAGUACUACGGCGACAGCACCGGGGUGUUCCAGGGCGGCGAGGACGGCUAUGGUCAGGAGGAUGACAGCAGCGAUUGCUAUGAUCAGGUGGAGGACGUGUAUGUGCAGGACGAGGAUGGCUAUGACCCCUAUGGCGCCUUCUACUAGCUUUGCAUUGCAUGGCAUGGCACCACUUGUUUUCAUGUCAUCUCGAUCGGUGGAUCAUGGCCUUGUUUUGGAAGGAACUAAUUAGUGUCUGUGACGGAUAGAGUUUGCUUAAUUUGCACUUCUGCAACCAAGACUACCAAGUUCAAGGCGAUCUUGGUUGGUAAUACUCUAGUCUGCAUUGUUACCAUUGUUAUCUACUUGCAACCGUCCAGACUGCUCUUGCAUGAAUUUCUGCUGUGAAGUUGUGAUAAUGGCGAGCUCUGGUUAAUUUUCAUUCAGUUAAGGCGAUGCCAGUUUUAGUUUGGCAUGUCUUGAUUUCUCA
Molecule: messenger RNA, 2189 nt
Organism: Lolium perenne
Lineage: Eukaryota; Viridiplantae; Streptophyta; Magnoliopsida; Poales; Poaceae
Cellular component (GO): nucleus; cytoplasm
Molecular function (GO): 3'-5' exonuclease activity; nucleic acid binding
Source: RefSeq, a predicted model, not a curated record